AUGAGAGCAGAAAUUCCACUAAUCCUGAUGAAUGCAUAUAUUUUACAACAGAAUUACUUGGAAAGGUAUGGUUACUUAUCGCCUGCUGAUGUGGAAAUAGGGAAAACAAAGCUAAAUUCUGGAAAAGUUUCUGACGCCGUGCGAAAACUUCAGCAUUUCGCGGGGCUCAAUGAAACAGGGAAUCCGCUGGACCCAAGUACCGUAGAAUUGGUUACCAAGCAAUGGUGCGGUUUUCGCGAUCUUGGUAAUACGGCGCAGUUUAAGAGGAGAAGGAGAUAUGCUCUACAUGGCACCUGGUGGCGUAAACAUGUAAGUCACCAUCACGUACGAAAAAGAGAACGGAAUUGCGCUUUUUUUUCAGUUUUGGUUUAUUACGCAAUGCUUUUAAGAAGAUUCCAUGACGAGCCAAAAUACAGACCUUUACAAUGUAGAUUCUAAGACGGGGACGACUACGAGUACCAAAAGUAGUUCUCGCACGUGAACCAGUAUUAUUUUGGCGGGAAAACGCGAUAGCCGUUAUCAUUCUACUACGUAGUCGUAGUGGCGGAAACAGGUUAUCAAAUGUCAAAAGUUUUAUCAUUUUGCGAUCGAGAGAGAGCUUUUAAACCUCUUUCAUUAAAGGUAACAGUGCAAACGUUUCUGGUAAAAAAAAAGUGCAAUAAAGCUUUUCGGGAUGUUUAUUUUUUUAGAAUAGGCAAAAAACUUGGAGGCCCUUGAAUUCCUUGAAGUCAAAUCUCGUUCUCGUCUUCGAAUCUUUUAAAGGUCUCAUUUCAAAAAAACUAAAAUUUAAUGGAAAUACACAAAUUUCCUAACAUCGCUUUUCUGGUACUAGAUGAUGAUGACUAGAUGAUUUGUUUCUCCUGUAACUGGGCAUUUAUUUACUUGAAUUUUAGCUGAUAUAAUAACGUUACCCUAUCUAAGGAUUACACCGGGAAACGCCGGAAACGCAAACAAGGGCAAAAUCGAUAAAUCUUCACGGUCACCAAUAGUGCAAUUAGUGGUUUAUCUUCCUAUAUUUAUUGUGUGAAAAAUUCGUCAACGUACUCGCUAACUUGUGCUUCACGGCAGCAGUAGCUCAGUCGGAAGCGCGCUUGUCCGAAGAGCGGGCGGGAGGUCGGUAAGUUCGAACCAAUACUUACGGUGGGUUAAAAAAACUGAGAAACGAAGUAUAGUACCUUUGCCCAGCAAGAGGCUAGACCUUUGCGUGGCUCAGAUGACCAGUUAAAAUAGCGGUCCCAUCUCCAGCAGGAGACGUAAAAUUAGUGCCUUAAUUAGAACUUUUGUGCUAAAUACAUUGACACUCAAAUAAAGUGCAUCUGUUUUUAUUCUGAAACUUCGCCAGGAUUUGAAAUACAAGAUGGUGAAGUAUACAACAGACCUGUCAGUAAAGGAGGUAGACAAAACAAUUAAGGCUGCCAUGGACUUAUGGGCAAAGGUAACUCCGCUAACCUUCACCAAAGUGACGAGUGGACCAGCCGAUAUAGAUAUUUUCUUCGAUAAAGAAGGAGAUAAAGGAUACUCCUUUGAUGGAAGAGGAGGGGAGCUUGCGUUCGCGUACUUCCCUGGAAAUAAUGCAGGUACGUUUCUUGAAAAUAUAUUCCGUCUCCAUGUACGAUGUAGAGUGAGAACUCGGGAACCUCUAUUCAUGGGACGCCUGGAUCCAUUCAGAAUACACACAAGUUGGUCCUGGAAAAUGUUCAUAUAAUCUUUGUAUUUGUUUCCUGUAUCGAAGGGACACAUCUAGUCAGGGGAAAGGGACACUGUCUGGGUCCUGAAACCUUGGUUUAACCUCCGCUCAGUGGACACCUUAGCACUCCAAAACACGCACUCACGAAAGCACUUCCAAAAAGCCCUAGCAAACGCAAAAAUCGUUCAUAGGUUUAAGUGUGCCAGGAUAGUCACAAUGACACCAACGUUCACAACAUGAACUAUCUCACUUAAAUCGAUGUACUGCAUUUGUGGGUAUUCAAUACAAAAUUACGAAGAAACUAGCUGCUUGAAAUAGUGACAUUUAAGAGUCUUCAUAGCCAAUAACGUCACCAGGGCUUACCUUACAGACGACCAAUAACAUCACGACUUAACUGGCCAAUCAUGUCAAUAACCAGAGUUUAAUACCAACAACUGACGUGAGACAACUCACUUUGACUCUGAAGAUGACUACCACACAGGUUGUCGAAACGUCAGUCACUGUCAACAACAACAGUCCUAUUCAGGACUACGAUCACCCGGUCGAUCAUGUUUCACCUUCAAUAUUUUUUCUGUCGUUGUUUCUGUUUUUCUGGCCUACAACAGGACUUUUUGGGGAUGUUCAUUUUGACGAUGAAGAACAAUUUACCACCAACAAUAAAGGAGGAGGAGUGGAUCUUUUUUGGCUGGCGCUUCAUGAACUGGGGCACAGUCUGGGUCUUGAUCAUUCUUCAAAUAAGGACGCCAUCAUGUAUCCGAUUUACCGUGGCAGUCGUCCGGGACUUCAACUUCAUCGCGAUGACAUUAUGGGAAUUCAGCAGCUCUAUAGUGAGUUAAAGAAAAUAGUCUUUACUUUACUUUAUUGAAAUUCGACACGGUGACUGUGGAUGAAACAGGACACACGUCCCAUUUGAUAUCAACCUCUUCUUUACCCACCCAGCCCAUGAAAGAUUGUGCCACACCACCUACUACUACCCUUCACCCACCCCACUUUGUGAGAGACAUCCUUUUCUAUUUUUUCCACAAAAAAACUGAGACAUGACUGAAUAAAAUCUACUCCAAAAUCUUAAAAUCCACUGUCUUUGAAUGACGAUAUCUCAGAGUUCACAUUUCACCCAAAACAUCCAUCAUUUGAAAGCUGACUUUUGUUUCAGUGUCUUUGCGUCAAGACAUUUUUGUCAGAAUUUCUUGUAUAGGCCUUUUUUGUUUACAUAGACGGCGUAUUAGCUCCGUAUUGGCUACGCCACUGUCAUUUCAUACCAGGGAUCGGAAUUCUCCCUAGAUAUUUCGUUAAUGACGCCAGGAGCCCAUGACUUAUGAGCUCCUGGUUGAACUAAAAAAGAUUAUGCAGGUGCACAAAAAAUGAUUGUGAUUAUAAUGACUGAUCCACAAAAUGAUCUUUGAAUAACAAGAGAGAGAGAGAGAGAGAGAGAGAGAGAGAGAGAGAGAGAGAAAGAGAUCACUUUCACGUUCUCCAAGUUUCUAGCGAAAUCAUAUUAGUCUUUCUAGAUUUUUUUUUAGGUUUUUUACUUCUUUCCUAACUGUCUUAGCCAAAGACAAUUAACAGUAAUCUGUAUCAUUUAUUUUUAAGAACCCCUUACCUUUCAUAUACCUGAAGCCUGUGAAAGGUACCCGACCCCCUUACGGGCGGAGUUCCCCCCUUUUAGGCCAUUAUAGGGAGUACACCCCCCGGACUAUUAGCUCAUCUAACCUGUUGAUAAACCUGACGUUGAGUGGUCUAUUUUUUUUCUUCAUUUAUUUUUCCACUUUUGACACGUUUCUUUUUUCUUCUAAUCCGCCAUCAGGAGAGUCAACAAUUACUAAAGUUACAACAACACCUCAAGUGCACACGACGCAGCAGUCUAUCCCAGGAAAACCAGACCCAUGUGACAGCACUCUUGAUGCAAUGGUAAUGACCGCUGAUGAGACUACCUACGCGUUUAAGGGCGCAUAUUUUUGGCCAGUUGGCGACUAUGGUGUUUUUACGGAAGCGCUGAAGAUAUCCGAGUUCUGGGAAGGUCUAGAGAGUGAUAUUGAUGCUGCUUACACGAGACAGUAUGACGGGCUUACCUUCAUAUUUAAAGGAUCAAAGUGAGUAACUGUUUUUCUUUUUUAUCUGACUCUUUCCUCGGGGCUCUCUCAAACCCGAUUAGAUUAUGACAAAGGAAUAACGAUUCAUACUUUGUCGAUGCGUGGAUUGUGUUUGGCGGCCAUUAAUAAUUGUGUGGUUGGUAGGUGCGAGGUCAGGGGGCCUGUUUCUCGAAAGGCUCUGUAACUUUUCGGACCAGAAGGCAAAUUUUAAAAUUAAAACCUGUUAAAUAGUAGCACAGGUCCAAGUUCACAAACCUGUCAAUUUUGAUUCNCUUACACGAGACAGUAUGACGGGCUUACCUUCAUAUUUAAAGGAUCAAAGUGAGUAACUGUUUUUCUUUUUUAUCUGACUCUUUCCUCGGGGCUCUCUCAAACCCGAUUAGAUUAUGACAAAGGAAUAACGGUUCAUACUUUGUCGAUGCGUGGAUUGUGUUUGGCGGCCAUUAAUAAUUGUGUGGUUGGUAGGUGCGAGGUCAGGGGGCCUGUUUCUCGAAAGGUUCUGUAACUUUUCGGACCAGAAGGCAAAUUUUAAAAUUAAAACCUGUUAAAUAGUAGCACAGGUCCAAGUUCACAAACCUGUCAAUUUUGCUUCGUUAACUGAUGGUUUCAUUGUAUCAUUUUCAAAAUUAUAGGAACUUUGAUGAUGAAUGCAAACACGUUUAACAUAAGCUUUCCAGUCCCGAAAAGUUACCGAGACUUUCAAAAAACGGGCCCCUCAUGAGAACCGAUAAAACGUCGGAGCUGCUCGGAUCACCAGUUAUAAUAUGGCUCAAAUCUUACGUAAUCUUAUUUUUAAAGAUCCAUGGCCAGUGCAGAAAAACAACCUUUUCCAAUUUCGAAACAGGCCUUUUCUGGUUUUCGUUUUCGCGUGCUGGUUCGGCUCAUGCAUAAGAUUAGAAAAGUUUCCAUUUCUCUUCGACUUUGACCACUCAGUUGAAAUAAUGGACGGGGUGAAUUUCCUUGCGUUUACUGACGGUUUUAAACUAGACACUCACUUUGGUUACCACCCUAAUUAAUUUGCAUUGCUUUCUUUUUACACUGUGAUUGGUUGACAGAUUUCGCGCCGUUAUCCAACUCAAUGUAAUUGCCAUAUGCCAGCUUGCGUUUUCCCGCGUUUUAGCCCAGUUAGCUGAUUGUUUCAUUGGAUAGUAAAAACCCUUGAAUAUACAGGCCCACUCAACGCUCAAUAAAACCGAUUGGCUCCUUCAUGCAAGAUCUCUAAUGUAGAGAUGCCAGAGCCAGAACUCACUUGAAGUGGCAAUUAAAACGAAACUGAAUGCAAGGCUGGCAAAAUACAGCAAAGGGCUGAUUUAAUUGACGCCAAAAUUUCGGCUAACAAAAUCAGUCUUCCUCAGGGCCAGAGCUGCACUGAAAGGCUCUGGCCCUGAGGAAGGCUAAUUUUGUUAGCUGAAAACAGGAGCCCACGAAUUCCACAAAUAAAUCAACCUUUUGCGUUAUGGCCAGUCUUGCAUUCAGAUUUGUUCAUUGGAUAGCUCGCGUAUGCUAUGGUUGCUUUAGAAUGGGGUUCCUUAAUCGCGAAAAUUCUUUCUCUUUGUAGGUACUGGACGUACAAAAACAUGAAUCUAGUGAAAGGGGCAUCAAACGUUUCAGAUCUAAACCUACCCAACGCAGUCCACAACAUGGAUGCGGCAGUUGAGCGGGGAGCUGAAGGACUCUUAUAUAUCUUCAAGGGCGACAAGUUUUGGCGUUACGAUGGUUAUAAGAAAAGCGUUGAUCCUGGUUACCCCAAGCUUAUUCGAUCUGUGCUUCCGGGUUUACAGAGAAACAUACACGCUGCUCUUCAGUGGAAAAAUGGCAAGACGUUCUUUUUCAAGGGGGAACGAUAUUACGUACUAGAUGACUCGUCCUGGCGUAUUCGGCAAGGUUUUCCAAAAUCGAUCUCAACCUACUGGAUGGGUUGUUCACCAGAGGGAUUAGCGUCGGGAAGAAUUUUACCGCAUGGCUCG
Molecule: messenger RNA, 5744 nt
Organism: Porites evermanni
Lineage: Eukaryota; Metazoa; Cnidaria; Anthozoa; Scleractinia; Poritidae
Source: the annotation of a GenBank genome assembly